CUUGGAUAAAAAAUUAUAAUUGUAUAUUUGUAUUUUUAAAUCGACGUAGAAGUUUCAAGAAACUACGAGCAAACAGAGGAUGAAGGAAGAAGAUUUAAUCUUGCAACAAGAGUAAUGUCAAAUGGAGUCGAGGUUAUUGUUGCUGGCACAACACCUGCAUAUAGGUGGGAAAAUUCAAAUCCACAACCUACUUUAACACUCUCUGAAGCAGUUGUUAUGCUUUUACCGCAAGAUAAAUUAAACGAAUUCGUCACAAAGAUUUGCAUGACAACCUUCACCUACCUCAAUACUAUCACUCGUGAUGGAACUAUGAUUGUAUCAACUGAUCAGCAGGUAAUUGCUAAUACUGCAACAGAAGAAAGACAUAGAAAACCAGCUUCCGAAGCCGCGUCUGUCACACUAGAAGCAUCACCAACAUUGCAAACUGAAGUUUUUAAAACCACCUAUACUUAUUUGACUUUAAAUACUGAUCAUCCAAAUGAAAGAAAUGCUUUAGGAAGUAGUGUGAAAGUAAUUGCUAAUACAGUUACUGCGCCACAAUAUUAUCUUGAUAUGAUUCUUGAACCAUCCGAAGUUCAAAGUCCGGAAACAAAUACUUAUUUCAGUACACGAGUCCUCGAAAAAACAUACGUUGAAGAUGGUAAAACUAAAGUUGGAAUGUCGAAUGAUGUAUUUACUCAGUUAAUAAUAACAGAAACUGCACAACCUCUGCGCUCUAUAAAUACUACACCGGCACCAGCAACAUUAGAAGAAGAUACUAAUCUGACUACAGAUAUUGCUAAAACGUACUACAUUACUUAUACGUACUACAAUACUUAUUUAGAAAAUGAUAACACUGUAGUGAAAACAAACAUUGCAACUUCAUCGGAUAUUGUAUAUGAAAAAGCUCCUUUAAUAAAAACAGUCACUAAAUCGAUACCAAGCAGUUCAACCCCAGAGCCCAUUCAGAUUUUUGCGACAAAAACAUAUUUAACUACAUAUACUUAUUUUACAACGCUUUUGCAGGCAGGAGCAGAUGGUGAAACUUCAACCGCAAUUUCAUCGCGAUCGCGAAUUGUUGAAAACGUGGUUACAGAAUCUAUUGCACCUAGUUUAUUAGAUGCGGGAUACAUGAAUGCAUUACUCACAUCUUCCCAUCAUUCUGAUUCAUUGAAAAACGUAGUUACUGGGUCCACGAUUAUCUUUUUUGAUGACGAUGAACAAGUAACUCCGACCGCAACAAAUGCAUUCGAUACAACUACAGCUACACCUAUGGAUAAAGUAGAAAAAUAUGAAAAUUCAUCAAUACCUUCAAUUAUAGACUCCGUGGUAUCUGAAACAAAUGAUGUUACUACACGGCCAAUUGAAUCAGAUAAUUCUUAUAAUGAGGAUGAAGCAGCGGAAGAAUAUACAGAGCCUCCUUUAAAUAAAAAGCCCUCACAAGUAAGUAAUUUGUUGAGUUUAGGCUCCUUGGGAAUAAAUAGUUUAUCAGCUCUGGGUCCAGUCAUCACAGCCAUGGCUGGUUUACUGCAAGGAAAAUCCUCUGCAACGCGCAGAAAUGAUACAGAGCUAGUAACAGAAUCUCCAGUAACAACAACGCAAAGAUCACCAAUUUAUAUUCCUGUUGCUGAAUUUGUUGAUGGAGACAUUGAAGCCGCUGAAAGUCAAAAUAUUGCACUUCAGUUAACAAAUGGUAAUCAUGUUCCUGAACAAAGGCACAAAGUAACUUCCAAUUUAGCAGAUGGAAUACCAAUAUCUCCUGGGGAAGUAAUUACAGCAAAUAGCGACGUUAUUAUUGGUAAACCAGGAAAAAUGGGCCCUAGGCCACCUCAGACAUUUUUAAAUGAUGAAAGUAUAGGCAUGAAACCUCCUCCAGUACCAGUGCCUAAUAUACCUGUGCAUCCAGUUUUAGAAGUUAUUGAAAAGGAACCGUCGAAAAAUUCGAUCAAUAUUCAAAAUGGUCCGCAGCAAUUAGAAAUUCUACCUGCUCAACAAAUUUACGAAGAGCAUAUUAAACUACCUGUUAUUCUAAAUCAAUUUGCAGUAUCAAAGAGACCACAAAAUUUGCAUAAAGUUUUCUUAAAUCCACCUCCUAAAACAAUUAGUUCCAAAAAAGAUAUUUUAGAAAACGAUCCCUUAUUAUUGCCACCUGUUAUAUCUACAAAUAUAAAUACUGAUUUAAAAGUUGAUAAUCAAGAGAAGGGUAAACAUCCAUGGAAUCCGAAGGAUCACCUUCCUACUUCGAAUAUCCUAAUUGAUGAAAAGUAUCGACCAAAAUAUCCCCUGCAAGAACAUAUAGAUAGCGUUGAUGAUACAAGUAAAAAACAACACAUCUCUGAACCUAUUGUUCAUCAAGUACCUCAUGUAAUUGAUAGAUCAACGGGGCAACCACUUUUAGUUAAUAUUCAACCUAGUCAAGUUGCAAAUGUUGUUAUUCCUCAGGGAGGAACACAAGCACUAAUUUUUGGGGAUACUAGUGAGCCACAUAUUACAGGACAAUAUUUCGAUGAUCCUUCGCCUUAUCCCGAACCUGAAAUUGGCCCUGGAUUCGUUGGAAUUAACAAGAUUGAAAAUUUUUCACAAUACUCUAAAAAUGCGAAUCCUUUAGAUUAUAUGACGCCACCAUCACCGCCAGUUAAUCUUAAACCAUAUCAAAAUUCCGAUACAAAUACUCGGCUUCAUGCCAUUGCAUUUGCACAAGCUUCUGAUUUUAAAGAAGCUGGUAUAAAAUUAAGACCAGAUAAAAUACCAUUCCGGCAAUAUGCAAAUUUGAAUUUAUCCACUGGACAAAGUCCUGUUCAUAGUGAAAUACUUGUUCAACAUGGUGUAGACAGUGGAUAUUUAAGGCCUCAAACUCGUCCCACAAUUCCUACCCGAAUUCAUCAAAACAUGCAAACUCCGCCAAAAAGGGAAUUUACAAAACUUCAUAUUCCAGCGGAACAAAUUCCACCCAGAAGAACUGAAAUGCCACUAUCAGUGGAAAAUUCGUAUUACGAUUCAACACAUAUUUCCGGUUUAAAAACAAAUUGGAAGAACGAAAAGAAACCAUUACGAAAUUCCCAAACAAGAUGGCCAAGACCGACAAAUAGACCCCGAAUUCCAAUUAGAAUAACGGAUCAUUCUUAUGGUAGACCGAUGAGACCGUUAAGUCCGAUUAGACAACCACAAUUUGUUCAUUCACAUAAAUCACCAUCGAAUACUUAUUACCAAAAUGAAUUUAAUAAUAAUAAUCAACAAUUAUCAAUGCCAACUUCUCUAUCGAUCGAUUCAAUUCAACAAAUGCACGCAUCUGAAGUUCAAGAACAGGCUAACUUUAAAAAUAAAGCACCUCAUUAUUAUUAUAACAAUUAUGACAACAUUAGUAUGCAAGAGAAACAAAAUUACUCUACACAAAAUAAUAAUGAUUACGUAAUGGAAGAUCAUUUUUCGACUACAGAACUUAAUGAAAAUAAUCCAUUGUUGGAUAAUGAAAAUGUUGAUAUUUCAUUAGAUAUCGAUAAGACAAUUGAUUCAGAAGUUGAUGCAUCGGAAAAUGUAAAAGUAACCUCAAAACCUCAAAAAAAUAAAAAUGAAAAUCUGUUUAAUAGUUCACAAUUUAAUAAUUAUGAAUCAACUACAAAGUUUGAUGCUAAUAAAUAUUUUAUUAAUAAUAUGAGCAUUAACGAUGAUCAGAUUGCAGUAACGACAAAUCCAUUACAAAAUAGUAGCUAUAACGUUAAAAUAGGUGAAAGUGGAGAUGGAGAUAUAAUUAUCGGGAGCGAAAAGAAACAAGAUCAGUAUUUAUCUUAUUCUGCUUUAAAUAAAAUUCAAAAUACAAAUGAUCAACAACAUGUAUAUAUUAGUGAUACGAGUGACGCGAAGCAUAAUCUUCCUCAUUUGCACGAUAUAAUAGACCUUAAACCUCCAGAAAUAAUUCCAGUAUUUGAGCCAAACGGUCAUAGUCGUCCAUAUACUAAGCUUCAUAUGUUUGCAUCGGAUUCUAAAAAUAAACCGGAAAUUAUUACGGAAAAUUCAGAUUCAAAUCAUAAUGUUUUUACAGGACAUAUGCGACCAGGUUUAGGGCAGGUACUUCACGUUCAAACGGAAAAAAAUGAAAUUGAAAAUAAUUUCGAAAAUCAUAGAAACGAAUCACUUUUAUAUCCUUAUCGUGGACGACCACGACCUGAUUAUGCAACACGUAUACAUCCGGAUCAUCCACAAAUCAUUACAAAAUCCAAGCCAAAACUACCGGGACCGAUAGUUAUUUCUAGUGGCAAUAUUAAAAAACAAAGUAUUAACUAUAGAAGACCCGUACAAUUUUCAUUGCCAAUUGACUCAACUGGCGAAGAAAAUGAGAGCAAGACACAAACAGAACGGCCACCUAGUAUAGAUGCCGAUACGAAUAAUCAAAAAUCUAAGCAAGAAUCACUUUCUUCCGCUUUUCAAACUACUUUUGCAAAUGAAAAUUUUAAAAAUGACCAAAAUAACGAUAAAGAUAUCAAAGUAGACGCGUCGCGCGUAGAAUUUCAACAAACAACUCCAAAGACAAAAGUAUUCGAGGAUAUGAUUCCGCCACCCAUUUCUUCAAUUGACAAUAACAUGGAAAUUAUAAAAAAUCAAGUAAUGGAUGAAAUAUUAAAACCACCACCAUCGCCUAAUGUUGUUCUUGGACUUUCACCACCACCAGUUGAUAUAACAACAACAAACAGGCCCCUUGAGAACCCUAAGAAAACAACACCAGAUGUAUCGGGUUUGAAACCUCCCCCAUUAUACAUUCCUUUAAAAGAAUCUAGCGUAACGCCUCCUUUGCCAAGUGUGAGUAUGGUUCCUCCUAAUCCAAGGCCAUCGGUAGUUCGACCAUAUUUAGCCGACAUUCUUUCAGAAGAUAUGGUUUCAUCUUCUCCGGAUAUCAAAACGACCAGAGCUCAUGAAAUAGCUACUGUUCUACCAGGAGUGGCAGUAUCAGGCUCGAUUCAAAUUGCUACUGCUGUCGCAACGUCUCAUAUUCCGAUGAUACAAGAUAUUGAAGCGAAAAUUCCAAUCGUUCAUGGUACUGUGGAUUUACCAGUGGUCGUGGAUGUUCCAGAAUUUCUUAAGCCUAUCGAUAUAAAGAAAUCGGAUCACGUUAGCGUUUAUACAGUACGACCAUUUGAAACUAGACAAAGAGCUACUAUUAAACCAUCUGUUUCAUUUGCAAGUCCAACAUCAGUCAAACUAUCUCAAAUUAUCAAUGAGCAACAAAAUUCUCCUAAUCAUAAGAAAUUUGCCCCGACUAGACUGCUACCAUCUCACACUUCGAACAAACAAAAUAAACAGUCUGAAUUUUCGAUUACGUUAGAACCCAGUACUGAUAUUCAUUUGCCAUCGAUUAGGGUAGAGCCUACCGUUUCAUUAUCUACCGAUAAGAUUAAUAAUAAGAAAACACACCAAAGAGCUACUGAAAUAGAAAUCACAACAAAGUCUUUUAAUCGUAAAGCUUCAACGCAAGACAUAAUUAAAAGCAACAUUCAAAGUACGCAAAAUAUAAAAUCGGAUUUAAAAAUAAAAGAAUCAGCAUCCAAAAUUAUGGAAAUCAUUGGAACAGUAGUUCACGAAUUUAUUCAAAAUUCUACGAAUGAAAGAGUGGAGGAAAUACCAGACGAGGUGACGCGGUUCGAGACGUUAACUGUUACAAGAACAGAGACCUCGGUUCUAGGUUCACCUCCUACAAUACGCACUUUAUUAGUUACGCACACUUUAGCCUCGACAAGAAUUGAAACUAUAACCGAAACUCUAUUACGGCCAACAAGUGUAUUUUCAACAAUUACUUCGACGAUACUUCAAUCUGUUGCACAUGUAUCACCAGCUUAUAAAAAUGAAAACGAUAACGAAUCAAUAUUUGUCGUAAUGAGUGAUCAAAAACCUCCUGCCCCAGGAGCCGAGGAGGUUGAAGCGGAAUAUGGCGAAGAAGACAUUUCACGAGACGAGCAGGACAUAAGUACCAAUGAAAUUCAUCGUGUACUAUCGGGUGGUAUAUUAGGGGCGCCUUCGAUUCCAAUUAGACCUCCAAAGAUACAUUGCGUACCAGAAUGCAAAGCUUCGAAAUCCGAAAUGUGUGCUGAAUCGACCGGUGAAAUGCGAUGUGUUUGUAGACGUGGCUUUGCACGAAUGUUCCCCGAUCGUCCUUGCAAACCAACGUAUACUUAUACCGUUGGUGUGGGCUUGGAUAGAUUUGGACGAGAACAUUUCGUUUAUGAUGCAGUCAUGAAUGAUACAAAUUCCGUUGCUUUUAGGCGCUAUGCACAUCCCAUCAAAGAAGCGCUUGAUCGCACAUUAAUGCAAAGUGAUCUUAGAGACAUUUAUCGAGGUUUAAAUAUAGCUAAAUUUACGCCAAAUCCAACAAGAGUUAUAUUUAACGUUCAACUCAGUUCAAAUACAGAUGAGACGAGGUUAAAGGAAGUUAUUCGUAAAUAUUUAGUUCUGAGUAACUAUAGUUUAGGCGGCACCGAUGUGUAUGCUGCGAAAGAUCUUGGACUAGUUGACGCAAAUGAUUUUGAUGAAUGUACUACGGAAAAUGGUGGACCUUAUCAUGAUUGUUCUCCAAACGCUGCUUGCUUCAAUCAUAAGGGAUCCUAUCAAUGCUCGUGUAAAGAAGGAUGGGCGGAUUUAUCCGAGAAUUCUGCCUAUCCUGGAAGGAUUUGUUCUCAGGCCCCAUUGGGAUGUGCUGCAUGUAACAAUAAAGGUCACUGUGUAAUUACAUCCCAUGGACAAGAAGUUUGCGAAUGCUUCCCCUGGCAUAGCGGCCAAAAAUGUCAAGUCAAUUUAAAAGUUUUGCUCAUUGCACUCGUAACGACUGGAGCAAUUCUUCUGGGUCUGUUGGCGGUUUGCAUGGGAAUGGCUUGCUUCCGAAAUCCAAAUCGAAGGCAUAUAUCCAUCGAUCGACGAGCAAUGAUUUCUGGAACGGGAGGUGAUACAAGUAGCGAGGGUAGUGUCACAGAGCUCGCUAUCCCUCACCACGUACCUCAUGUAUUACCACCACCUCCUCAAAUGAUGGCACCAGCGCCGCCAAUAAAAAAGUCGGUUAAAAAAAUUACAGGAAAACCACGUCGUGCGCCCAGAAAACCAACAUCUAUUAUUACGCAAGUGUUGACUAAUAAUAGCUGCCCAUCCAAUGAACAGUGUGAUAGAUCAUUAACAGUGAUGAUCCCCCGAGCAAAAUAUCGCUCGGCACCUCAAUGUACCACACAAAAUUAUAAGCCCAUGAGUACAUUUGCCGUCGAUGAGCACAAAUUAAUAGAUUAUCUCGAUGGUGGCGCUCAUCCAGGGAAUCGAAAACCUAGUCUCAUCAGUAAUUCCGAUUACAAAGAGUCAGAAAACAGGAUUUCAAAACAACAUCCUCAUUUUACGCCUCCAUCGGGAGCACUCGUGAGUGCUGGGUUUCAAGUGUCCGCAACGGUGACGAGAACAAUAGACGCAGAAUCAACACUCGCUCGGUCCUGUGGUGAGACAACGGUCGAACCAUCAACUAAAGUUAUCCGAAAUUCAGACUUUUCUCAGGAAACCGACUCAACCUUGGUACGCUCGUGCACUGAAGCAACGAUACAGCCUUCGACAAAACAGUUGCUGCGAUUAGACCUUAAUGAGGCUGGCUCAACAUUGGCUAGAUCAUGUGGUGAGACUACCAUUCAAGCAUCCACAAAGAUCGCCGAUCGUAAAGACUGUAACAGAGACGCCAGGGAUAGUGCAAGUGAAGGCCAUACUAUGGCCGAGAGAGAUCUUGGCAGCACCUUACGACUUCCUGCCCAGCACGCACCUCUUUAUAAUCAAGACAGGACAAGCAGUGACAGGGAGUCAAAUUUCGAUUCUUUGUAAAGAGAGACAAAUAUAUAUGAGCUGCGAUUAGCUUCGUUAUUUGUUGUCAACUGUCGGAAGAUUUUCGAGAAUCUCUCGAAAUUUGGUAUCUCAGGUGCUGCUAAUCGAGGAAAUGUCUGCACAUGCGAUGUGAUUUUCAUCUGAAUUGAUUCAUCUGUUCGACUGUAAUAUGUGAAUAGCGGAAUACUUGAUCAUCGUGCCACAUGUGUGGAAAAUUCGCACGAUUUUGCCUUUCGCGCGGGAAAGGAAGAGCUGUAAGUUUUGCGUCAUUUAACGUGCCAAAAUGUAGCCAAUGAAAAAACUUUCCAAGACUAUUUCUUUCUCUUAUUGUCAAUUUAUGUUCGACUUUAUGCGUAUGUCAAUUUCUAAAUCUACAGAAAUUAGAAAAAUUAACUAUUUAUUCGAUACGAAGGAAAAACGAAAAACGCAAUGCGACAAUAUCCCGGUAAGCGAGAGAGAUCUACUACUUCAUUAACGAAAUC
Molecule: messenger RNA, 8291 nt
Organism: Ceratosolen solmsi marchali
Lineage: Eukaryota; Metazoa; Arthropoda; Insecta; Hymenoptera; Agaonidae
Exons: 18
Coding region: 115-7809 (2564 amino acids)
Molecular function (GO): calcium ion binding
Source: RefSeq, a predicted model, not a curated record